AUGGGUAACGCGAUUAGGUUACUCUACCGGAAAUGCAUCAAUCCCACGACUUACGACGGAUCUCACGGCGUUUCAGCUCUCUCCGGCGAUCUCUACAACUUUGAGACCACUUCUCAGGUUCCUGAAAAGCUUGGAAGUUACGUUGUCUCUUCUAAGAGGGCUCAAGCAAACUGGUAUGGAAAAAUACUUGAGGCAUGGAAGCAAGCUGAGCCUCGGCCUCAGACCGAUGAGGAAGCCGCAAGGCUUGUUAUCGUGACUCUAAAGGGUCAUAAAAAGGCCGAUGUUGAGGGACUUUUGUCUUUCUAUGGACUCCCUUCGCCUCAUAAGCUCGAUGAGGUCUCUAAUGGAUCUCCUUCUCCUGUGUCUGUACCUGAAGGAGUCCGAUUCGAGCUCCAUACGCUUCCGGUGGAUACAAAAUCUGUGGCAGAUGGGGAUACAGUUACUGUGUAUGUUAGUAGCAAGGACCCGAUUGUGUCAUCUUCUGUUCCUAAGGAAGUAAAACUUGCAGUGGCUAAAAGAGCCAAAGCGCGUGAGAAGAAGAAUUAUACAGAAGCAGAUGCACUUCACAAGACGAUCAUAGCUUCUGGUUACAGGAUGAUAAAUUUUCAAAAUGAUGAAGUGCUUGGUAAAAAGUUCAGAAUUAGACUAAGGGGAAUUGAUUCACCGGAAAGUAAAAUGCCGUUUGGAAAGGAAGCGCACGAUGAGCUGCUUAAGAUGGUUGAAGGAAAAACCUUGAAGGUGUUAGUUUACACAGAGGAUCGUUAUGGAAGAUGUGUAGGAGAUAUAUAUUGCAAUGGGAAAUUUGUACAAGAAGUAAUGUUAAAGAAAGGUCUUGCUUGGCAUUAUGUAGCCUACGAUAAGCGCGCAGAGCUUGCAAAGUGGGAAAAUGAGGCUAGGCAGAAGCGUAUUGGCUUAUGGUCAUCUUCGAAUCCAGAGAAGCCAUGGGAAUGGAGAAAGAACAAACGUGGAGGCAAUUGA
Molecule: messenger RNA, 978 nt
Organism: Arabis nemorensis
Lineage: Eukaryota; Viridiplantae; Streptophyta; Magnoliopsida; Brassicales; Brassicaceae
Source: the annotation of a GenBank genome assembly